Messenger RNA from Trichobilharzia szidati, 3384 nucleotides. The record is from the annotation of a GenBank genome assembly. NCBI's taxonomy places the organism in Eukaryota, Metazoa, Platyhelminthes, Trematoda, Strigeidida, Schistosomatidae.
AUGUACAUUGGCGAUUUUCAGAGUUGGUGGCCUCAUCUGAAAAAAUUUUCAAAUUUCGGUGAUCAAAUUAAAGUGAAUAUUCUAACACCAAUUGCUGGCACUGGAACAUGUUGGCCAGUGGAUAAAUCUGGUCGGCCACAAACUCUUCUAACACAGAUCAAUGCACGUAUGGCUAAAUUGGAGAUAAAUAUUGAAGCAGUUUGGCGAUUAAAUGGAAAACAAUUGAAUAUGCAAGGAAAUUUAUCUGGUUUUCAAGGAUUACGAUCAUUUGUUGAUGAUAUUAUUAUUCAUCGACAUCCAAUAAGUAAAAUACUCACAGAUACUGAUAUCCCAUCAGUUGGUACAGCUUUGGAUGCGACACGUCCAGUAAUCUAUGUAUUUCCUGGUUAUGGUGUCACCUCGCAAUCAUGUGCUCUAUUCACUGUACAAGGAUUUACAGCUCUAUUGAGUGGAAGUUAUACAACACAAACAUUACCGAAUUGGUGGCCAAUGGUUAAACAUUUACCAAAAUUGGAUGCUGCCCUAAUUCCUGAUUGGUCAGCAUCAAAUAUUCUAACGUAUCGUUUUAUCGAGGAGGCUUUAAAAUCUGGCCAAAAUGGUAACCAAAUAUUUGGUGAAAUCUUAAUGCCGCCCAAUGUCAACUCUUCCACGGAUUCCCUUUCCGAUAUAUCUUCUGGACUGAUUUUAUCUCCACCGACCAGUCUUUCCGGAGCACAUCAUGGAACAUGGGCUUCAUCAGCUAGUAUGUCAGGCGAUUCAAUCCCCCCUUCUCUUGUGCUCUAUUCAAAAUUAGGCUGGGGUGAAUUAAAACUACAACCGUUAUCCCUACGAUGUGGCCUUUUACUUAUGUGGGAGUCAAGUGUACACGGCAUUCCAUCACAACACCCACUGUGUAUUGCUAUCCCGUCUGUACAGCCGGCUAAUUCGAAUCCAGUACAAUGCCUUACUCGAUUGAUGAAAGCACUGUGUCAAGUGCCACAACUCUCAGGUCCACCAUCAUCAUCUAACCGUACUGGUAGUGGAAAGUCAAUUGUCAAAUCUGCAGUGAAACAACAGGCGGCAACACGAACGUCACUCAUACGCUCAACGAAGCCGCCUACAUUGAAUGCAACAUCAACUGUAAAAGAAACAGCUACUUCAAAGACAACCAAUAAUAAUAAUAAUAAUGUGAAUGGAAGACCAGCUGCAACAAGAAAUAUUACAUCAUCUCCUUUACAUCAAAAACCAGCGACUACAACCACAUCUACAAAACCACCGCUAACUGCGCCUACAUCAAAGAAACCAAUUCAUGACAAACCUACAUCAGACGCCAAACAUGUGAAUAAUUCACAUCAUGGUGUUAGUGUCGAUGCGCAUCAAAAACGUCCAACUUCAUCAUCAUCUGCAUCUGCAUCACUUCUGGAGGCAAAGAAGACAAAACCCUUCACAACAUCUACUAAACAACCGCCUGUAUCAGAGCUGUCGAAACCGUCUUCAAGACCAUCAACUGCAGCGAAGUCAACAACAAUGGCAAAGUCGAAACCUGCGCCUACAACUACCACUGCUGAACGCCUAGCUGCACAUUCUAAUCUAGUUAAUAAUCAUAAUAAUAAUAACAAUAAUGCGGCAAAGUUGCAUACACGUAGAUCAGAGCCUACAACACACUCAGCAUCGUCGAAUAAACUACAAACAAAGAAAUCUACUAUAACCGGCGCAAAGACGAAUCAUCAUGCUCCUCCUAAACCUAUCUCUGAAGAACCAGAACUAAUACCUCCUAAGACUGCUGAAUCUAAAGAUGAGACGAAUGUUAUCAGUGCUCCUGUUGCUGUUGGCAUUGCUUCGGCAGCGGUGGCAGCAGCGGCAGCGGUGGGAGUGACAGCAGCAGCAGCAAUAGCUGCCACUACUCUACCACACGCUACACAGAAUGAUACGCCUCAAUCACCUUUGAAUGAUUCACUUGAAUUAGCCUCUGUUGAUCCUCUGCUUAGUGGUUGGAAAGGUUCCACUGAAGGUGAUAAUCAGGAGAAAGAUGAUGUACAAGAUGAUCAUCAGAACUUGCCAGUUAUCGACGAUAAAGAGGUGUUAACACCUGAAGAGAAUAAAUUCAUAACUGAUGAACAAAUAAAGAUUAGGGAUCCCGAACAACAACAACAACCGCAACCACAACCAGAAGAAGACAUUCAACAAGAGUCAAUGGUACCAACAACAUCACCAAUGACAACAGUAGGAGGGAGAGAAGAAGAGGAAUACAAAGUGCAUAAAGUAAUCCAAGAGAAUAUGAUGUUAGCUGAAGAAUCCGAUGAACAAUUGAAUCAUGAAUAUGAAAGUGAAAAUGAGGCAAAACAACAACCGUCACAACAUGUGGAACACGAACUUGAAGUAGAAGGGGAACAACACGAAGGUGAAUUUAAACAAUCCUAUAAUGAUUCAUUAGUUGAUGAAAAUGAAGAUCUAAAUGGAAAUGCUGUGGUCGAAGCAGAAGAAGAAGAGGAAGCAGAAGGGGGUGCAGCUGAAGGUGACUUUUUACAUUUACAGGAACAGCACCUCCAACAACACCAACAACCAUCACCACAGGAACAAGGAAGUUUAUACGUUGGCAGUCAUGAUGACAUGACUGAAGAGACUACUGUUCCUUAUGAAAAAGAUGAUCAUAUCUCACCAGAAAUUGAAUACAAUCGUGUAGAAAUGACGCAACAGUAUAAAACACCAUUUGAUGAUGCGGAUCCUGGAGAAGAACAAAACCACCAAUCAAUCAUCUAUGCGGCGGAGGAUGUUAGUAGUAAACCAAUAGAAGUAAUAAAUGACGCCGAAUCUCAUUCUGUAGUAAAUAAUAACUUUGUUGAAGAGGCAAAUCAAAUUAGUAUCGAAGCUGAACACGACAAUGGUCACCACCACGACCAUCAUCUGCACGAGGAUGAUGAUGAAGAUGAAGUAAUUAUUCAUACUUCUGAGGAUCCUGUACAACAAGUUGGCAAACAAGAAGUACCAGUUACUCUCGAGGAGGAACAACAUGAGGAACAACUCGCCGCGGAGGAUUUCAAUGUCAAUGAUGAACAUGGAGGAAUUCAAGGGUAUACUCCUAUGCCUACAUCACUGCCUGUAUGUAUGAUUGAAAAUAAUAAUAACAAUGUGGAACCACAACAAAGCAUAAUUGAUUAUAAUACUACUGAAAAUGUUAUAAGUAGAGAAGAAAUUGAUGUGAACGAUAAUGCUGGUGGUGGUGAUGGUGGUGGUGGUUUGGAUGAAUCAAGUUUCAAUGAUAGUCACUAUGGCUGUCAUAACUCGUAUUUCAUGCAUACACCUUGUGGAGAUACUGUAAUAUAUCUUGGAGAUGAGAAAGAUGCAUCACGAGAAGAAGGAGUGCAGUGGAUGAUGAUGAUGUUGAAGAGGCAACUUCAUAUUUAA